AUUUUAGGAGGAUAGUUUCAUUGAAGCGUCACCGGUGGACUGUGGUGAUGGCGAGAUGGACGGUAUUUAAGCCGCCCGGGAGCGUUCACUGCCACGUUAGGACCGAAGCACACAGGCUUGGAUUCAAGAUGCCAAACUGGGGAGGGGGUGCCAAGUGUGCAGCGUGCGAGAAGACGGUGUACCAUGCAGAGGAGAUCCAGUGUAACGGGAGGAGCUUCCACAAGACCUGUUUCAUCUGCAUGAGCUGCAGAAAAGGGCUGGACAGCACCACGGUUGCAGCGCACGAGUCUGAGAUUUACUGCAAGUCUUGUUAUGGCAAGAAAUAUGGGCCAAAAGGCUACGGAUACGGGCAAGGAGCUGGAGCUCUGAGCUCGGAUCCUCCUGGGCAGAACGUAGACCUGCAGCCUCAUGACUCUAAACCUCGACCAGCUUCUUCAAACUCCAAUGCCAAUAAAUUUUCCCAGAAGUUUGGAAGUUCAGAUCGCUGCCCUCGCUGCUCCAAAGCCGUGUACGCAGCAGAGAAGGUGAUGGGAGCAGGGAAGCCUUGGCAUAAAACCUGUUUCCGCUGUGCCCUGUGUGGUAAAAGCUUGGAGUCGACCACAGUGACAGACAAGGAUGGAGAGCUGUACUGUAAAGUUUGCUACGCCAAAAACUUCGGCCCAAAAGGAUUUGGACUGGGGAACGCUGCCAUGCUGGAGGAACAACAGUGAACAUUUCUGGUUUUAAAAAACCUCAAACCCACAUUCAUUGUGUCACACAGCAGCUGUUUCAGUGGAGACUCAGCCUUUACCAUUACACUGGAUAAUGUUUGUGAUGAAUGAUAGAUGCCAUAUUGGGCAUCAAAAUCCUGGGCAGGUAAAAUAACAGCAAUAUUUAAGGUCACUAUUAUCUUGAAAAUUGGGGAAAAUGAUGCAUAAUACUUAAAAUGGUUCAUUCUGAGUACAAAAUAAAACUGUUAUCUUAAAACGGAUCCUGAAUGGAGUUUAUAUACGAAAAAUGACAUUAUUUUUUAUAAAUAAACAGAAAGAGGAAACAGAGCAUUUAAAUACAGUCUGGGGUUCAUGUCUUUAACUGAAUAUUUUGUACCUCACAUACAGAAAAGAGCUGGACUACUCAUUAUUAGAAAAGAUCACUGAUUUUAGAUAAUCCCUUUGUUUUAUCAGUAAUUAUAGUUUUAUAGUUAAUUAUAGUUUUAAUGAUUACAACUGCAAAACGACUUGGCCAACCCUUAUAAGUCGAUUGAUUUAUUUCCUCCUGAUUUGAGAAGACAAUUAGCAGUGCCUCAGCUUGUUAAAGUUAAUUAUUAAUGGAAUCUUAUUUGCAUUCAUAAAUAAUUCUGUGCAAUAAUUCAUUAGAAUAAUCAAGGCAACAAGUGAUUAACAAACGCAACAAGUUAAUUUCUCCCAAACAAUUAUGUGUGAGCAGCCGUGCAGAGCGCAUUUGGAUUGGAUGUUUUUGUCUAAAACUAAAAUUAGAGCUGUCAUCAGACUCAAACUAUUAAAUUAGAAGAGACGACAACACAGAGGAAAACAUUCCAGAGUAAAAGUCACUCCAAAAGAGACUCUGUUCAUUACUCUGUUUGUGUCUUAGAGUUAUCAGUAAAAACCUGCAGACACUUUGAUCACAGUGGCUGCCUUAAAUCAUCACUCCUAAAGGUUUUCUAGGAACUAACCAGCAUAAAAAGCUUAUUUCAGUGUGAGGUUUUGGGAUGAAAAGAAUCCAACCAUGAAAGUGAAAAACAUUGUUACCUUUAUUGACUUAAGUCUCCAGUGCAGCAACCUGAUGGCACAUCACUUUCAUUCAGUCAUUGCAGAGUAUGUAGACUUUGUGGUGUUGUUGAAUAAAUAGCAGGUUGUCUUUCAGCCAGUGUUGCUGGCAGUCUACUUGUGAA
Molecule: messenger RNA, 1891 nt
Organism: Siniperca chuatsi (mandarin fish)
Lineage: Eukaryota; Metazoa; Chordata; Actinopteri; Centrarchiformes; Sinipercidae
Gene: csrp3
Product: cysteine and glycine-rich protein 3 (cardiac LIM protein)
Exons: 6
Coding region: 48-710 (220 amino acids)
Biological process (GO): muscle tissue development; sarcomere organization; cardiac muscle contraction
Cellular component (GO): nucleus; Z disc; cytoplasm
Molecular function (GO): actinin binding; structural constituent of muscle
Source: RefSeq, a predicted model, not a curated record